This is a messenger RNA of Tachysurus fulvidraco (yellow catfish), 2131 nucleotides long. It is a transcript of the gene ptafr, whose product is annotated as platelet-activating factor receptor. Lineage: Eukaryota; Metazoa; Chordata; Actinopteri; Siluriformes; Bagridae. The record is from RefSeq and is a predicted model, not a curated record. The transcript has 2 exons. Gene Ontology annotation, cellular component: membrane. The coding region runs from base 252 to 1346 and encodes 364 amino acids. Gene Ontology annotation, molecular function: platelet activating factor receptor activity; G protein-coupled purinergic nucleotide receptor activity. Gene Ontology annotation, biological process: chemotaxis; G protein-coupled receptor signaling pathway.
CCAUAUGUGCCUUAAAGAAGAGGCUGUUAACACCAACCUCCAGUCUGCUUUAAGGUACUUUAAUAGUUGUUAGAGGCUAAACUAACCUACAUGUACACCAGGUACUCUAUAUUUAGGACAUCUUCUAACAGUCACUCUUUUGGAAGAAGAUCCUGAAGGAUAUAUAACAGGAUUUUUUAUUUUUUUUUAAUACAUAAACAUUUCAACUUCGAUACCUUUCCAAACCAGGGAGACGACAAGAUCCAGUUAAGAUGUUUUCUACAGAACCUUCCGUCAGCACGCUCACUUCACAGAGCUCCACAAAUGAAACUUUCCUGGACUCAGAAUUCCGCUACGCACUCUUCCCCGCUUUCUACGGCGUGGUGUUUGUAAUCGGACUGGCAGCCAACGCAUACGCCCUCUAUGUCCUACAUCACAUGCGAGGGUCCAGGUCCAUGAAUGAGAUACGCAUCUACAUGUCCAACCUGACGGUGGCGGACCUGCUUUUUGUCUGUGUGCUUCCUUUCUGGAUUUCCUAUUAUAUAAACCACGGAAAAUGGAUCUACUCGGACAUUCUGUGCCGAAUCAGUGGCUCACUGUUCUUCAUCAACACCUACUGCUCUAUUCUCUUCCUCACCGUCAUCAGCGUCAAUCGUUACUGGGCUGUGACUCGGCCACUGGUGGCCGCCUCCUCUGACUGCUGGAAACGUGGUACCAUUAUCUCUGUGAUUGUCUGGGUUAUUACACUGAUGAUGGCAGCCAAACAAUUAGCUGAGCCUGGCAUCCAAGUAGACGUGCACACAGGAGUCCAACGAUGCUUUGAAGGCUAUCAUAACAAUGAAGACUCUAAAGUCCCUGUUGUUAUUAUCCAUUUCGUCAUAAUUGGCCUGUUCUUUGCUGUCUUCCUCCUUGUGGUGAUGUGUAACGUGCGUAUCGCUUGUACACUCCUUGCACAGCCCGUUAGUCAGCCGCGACCCAGUACAGGACGACGGCCCCACGGUACCAAACGUCGUGCCUUGCGGAUGCUGUGCGCGGUUGUAGGUGUGUUUGUUGUUUGUUUUGUUCCUCAUCACAUAGUCCAGGGACCCUGGACCCUGGCUGUUCUGAGGAUGCACGACUGGAGUGAGGAAACAAGGCAGUAUCUGAACGACGCCCACCAAAUCACAUUGCUCCUCAUGGGGUUGAACUGCAUCCUGGAUCCGAUUGUGUACUGCUUCUCAACCAGGAAGUUCCGCAUGUACAUCCAGAAUCAUGUAAAGAACGUGAAGAAGGGGAAACCCUGCUCUUACAACACCAGCACCACGGGUUUGUCUGUGAAAAUCAGAAAACAGAGUGAAGAACUGAGUGUUUUUGAAGUGAAGAACUAGCAGAGAUUUGAAAGACCGCAAACAAGCUUCAACAACAAGUUGGUUUAGUGGUUUUGGAAACCAAACACAGACUACAGACAUUUGUCUAGUGUAGAAGAAAAUUUUUUUCCAGAAGAAGAAAUGAAUUCCCACUAGCAUCACAAGCAGGAGGUGGUCAAAAGGCAUUUGGGAAAAUGUAGGAAUUAAACAGAAAAACAUGUACAUGAAGGAAUUUUAAACUAAGUACAGUAUUUCAUUGCAAUGGCUUAUUUCAGCAGGACAACAUGAAACCACAUUAAUUGUAAUGGUGUAAUUUCAUAAUUAUAUUGUGCACUCUGAGACCUAAAAUCUGGGUUUGAACCAGAUCUUGUUUUGGACUUCCCCUAUUUCUUUGAAUUUCAAAAUGUUGUUUUCUUUGGUACGUUUUCGGGUUCCUCAAAAGGGAGGAAGUUUUUGGAUCUGCAGGACUUACUCAACCCUCAUACAUACUGUCUAUGGUUUCCAAACUUUAAAAUUCUUCAGCUAGUUUUUAAAUCACUUCACCCUAUAAUGAGGUAGAUUUCACCUCAGUAGUUGCCGAGGGAGGAGGGGAUUGAGGAUCAUUAUGGACUGAAGCUACACUUGAUAAAGCAGACAAAAAUGUUUCAUUAGAAGGGUCUUAAUCCAAACGGAAAUCUGUUAUUAUUCUUUAUUUAUUUAUGUUUUUUGUUUACAGUAUAUAUGCAUUUAUGUGUGCACAGGAUUUUUUGCCUUAUUUUCUCAAGUCUCAAUGCACUGAAGUGUUAAAUAAACAGUCUAAACCACAA